Molecule: messenger RNA, 297 nt
Organism: Didymella exigua CBS 183.55
Lineage: Eukaryota; Fungi; Ascomycota; Dothideomycetes; Pleosporales; Didymellaceae
Exons: 1
Coding region: 9-179 (56 amino acids)
Source: RefSeq, a predicted model, not a curated record
GCCUCGUCAUGGGACCAGGAGAAAUAUCCAAAAGUCCAAAGCUAGAGUUGCCAGGUGGAGCCGUAGAAGCGAAACAGUCGGCCUGGACCGACACUGGAAUCCAAUUACCGGGUACAAAGGGUAUCAUUAAGGAACGUGGGAUACUCUCAUCGAAUCGCGGCAGCUCCGUGAGCCCUUAGCUUUUGGCUCGGGAGUGGGCGACGCAUUCCUCAGAUCUGUUACCCAACGUUUGAUCCAGGCGAUAUCUCCCUUCCUCGAAACGGUACCUACACGCGCGGCUCUCACUGGCUGCAACUG